AGCCCCCGCCCAGAAGGAGGCACAGCGGGCUGGGCUGCGGAUGGAGGGGAGCCGGACCCCUCCCCGGUACGGAUCCAUGGAGUCCACCCGGUGGCCGCCCGCGGGGCCAGAGGAUGAGAUCGUUUCCAUGGCUGACUCCACCACCACCAUCGAUGACAUCGAGGGAGAGCUCUUCAAAAUCGAGAGGAUCAGGGAGAUCCUGGUGAGGAGGGAGUCGGAGCUGCGCUACAUGAUGGAUGACAUUCAGCUUUGUAAAGAAAUCAGCCGGCUGAAAAAGGAGCUUCAAAAACUCAUUGCCCUGCCAGAGAACGAGAAGUCCAACGAGGAGAAGCAGAGGGAAGAAGAUCUGGUCCAACAGAUACACAAGCUGGUGGAAACACGGGAUUUCCUGGUGGAUGACGUGGAAUUUGAGAGGCUCAGGGAAAGGGAAGAAGACAAGGAAAUGGCAGAGUUCCUGCAAAGUAAGCUCUCCAAAAGCUACCUCCAGAAAGCAACUCCUGUCAAAGAGAAGAAGAUGACUUCCAGGGGACAGCAGACCUCGGCACCGUACAUGAGCAAGACCGGCCUCACCCUGCUCAAGGAGUGCUGCGGCUUCACCUGCUCCAUCAUGUAGCCAGUGCCAGCUCCUGGGCACGGGAAUGACCAUGGUCUCCAGCCAGAGUGCACAAUCUGCUCUCCUCCGAGAGAUUCCACCUCCCGUCAUUGUCCAUGCUUCCCACCGCGGCACCACCACCGGAGGGGCUUCCCGAGCGGGCUGGUGCAAGUUUGAGCGACCACAUCAGUGGUACCACGUCCUCCAUGGCAUCAACAAACUCCACAUCCCACCCGAGCUCAGCUUGGAAGGCGUGUGCGGCAGCGGCAGCAGAGCCCGUGGGCAAGAGACCGGCACAGUCCUUCACCUGGACACAGGGUUAAAAAAAGCACAUGUUUGGAGGACAUUGUGCUCCACCACCCGAGACGUGCUGUGCCCACAGAUGAUUGUCUCAUCCUUAGCCUUGUACAACCCUGUGAGUGUCUCCGGGACGAUUCCUGAGGACUCCUGGUGGGGAAUCUCUGCUUUGGGUUUCGCUGAGUUUGCCUUGGUUGUGUUGCAAGGUGCUCUGUGGCUCUGGGUAGAGCCAAGCAAAGGUGCAGGGCAGUUCCUGGAGCCUGCUGAGUGAAGGGAUGAUCCCUGUGGAGUUACCACCAGAGUGCAGACUGGGUGUGUGAAACUACAGGCAGAUGAGUUGCUUUUCCCACCUCACCACGACUGGAUUCAGUGCUCAGCCCCAAGAAAAAGGAAGGAGGUGAGAACAACAGGAGCAAAAUUCAGAGCAGGGCAACAUGCAGAAGGAAAGGAAAAGCCAGCAGGACACUGGAGAGAUGGCAGGGGAAGGUGGAGACAGCAGGUGAGAGGCUCUCAGUGCCAAGAGGGCGUUCAGUCCUGCCCUCCAGUGCCCCAGCCAGUAACUCUGGGAUUGGCACCAUGAGCUGGACACGGUCCUGUGCAAAAGACUCAGGGCACCCUGAUGUCACCCAGUGCCCCUGUUGUCCCUUCUGAGCAUCCACCUGUGUUGAGGUGGCACAGCCAGAGCUGCUGAUGCCCAUGGCAGUAGGACAGGAGCUUUCCUCCUCCCUGGGUGUGAAGGCCUCUCAGCCCUCCCACCCUGCCUGCCCUUCUGCCCUGUAACUGCUAUGGCUUCCUUGGGUGUCCUGGGGUGGCCUCCCCUUUGGGGAGCUGCCCAGGAGCUCUCACUGGCUUGUCCUUCAGCCAAAAUGCUGAUUCCCCCAGCUCAGCCCUGCUGCAGUUUGCUGCAGGGUCCUGAGAUGGUGUUCCUGCCUGGGUCACUGGUCACCGUGCCAGGGAGUUUGUCACAACGUCUGUGGCUUUUCCCAUUGCACCUGAUAGCACAUUCACCCUUACAAAGCACAAUGCAGGUGGGAUCCUUCCUGGGGCAGUGCCAUAAGCAGGUCCAAGUUCCUCAUUGAAUCACAGAAUGGUUUGGGUUGGAAGGAACCUUAAAUAUCAUCUUGUUCUACUUCCUGCCAUGGGCAGGGACACCUUCCACUAGCCCAGGUUGCUCCAGCCUGGCCUUGGACACUUGCAGGGAUCCAGGGGCAGCCACAGCUUCUCUGGGCAACCUGUGCCAGGGCCUGCCCACCCUCACAACCAAGAAUUUCUUCCUAACAUCUCAUCUAACCCUGCCCUCUGUCAGUUUGAAGCCAUUCCCUGUGUCCUGUCACUCCAUGCUCUCAUAAGUGGUAUCUCUCCAUCUUUCUUUUAGCUCCUUCAAGUCCUGGAAGGCCACAAUUAGGUCACUUCUAACCUUCUCUUUUCCAGUCUGAACAAUCCCAGUUCUCUCAGUCUUCCCUCAUAUAUCAGCACUACCAGAGAACCCAGUGCAUGAAACCUGUUCCCUAACCUUUGCAAGGGGGUUUCCACUCCCUUGUCCUUCCUGGGCAGCCUCCUCCAUCCCAAGAUAUGGAUCCUACCAGUAGCCAGAGGAGUCCACAAACUAAACCAGUCCCUCUGCCCACUCACAGGCCAGGGUGCAAGGCCCAAAUGAGCCAAAAUGAGACCUGCAAACUUGACUGCAGCAAACUUGACCUUGCUUUGGCUCGUGUCACCUCUGAGUUUACUUUAAUACUCCCUUCGAAGCUUGCCUACUUUGUGCUGCUCACUGUUAAUGCCCUGCAAACCCCUACACAACCAUCACCUGCCACUUUCUGGUGCUCCCCUUGCUUGGGGGAGGCUUCAGUGUGGACUGGUGGGAGCACCUGUGGAUCACAGGGGCAAAUGAAGUCACAGAGAGCUCUCCUCUGCUCUGCCCUCCCUGUGCAGUGGAGUGAGGUGCAGUUCACAGCUGGGGCUGCUGUCCAAGCUGUGAAUCACCUGUAGCAUCCAAUCCAGGAGCUGAUGGGACAGAUUGGGCCCCUCCCUCCCUGCUCUUCCAGAAACUGUCCAGUGGGUGCUUUGCUUGGUCACUCUGCAGUCACAAUAUGUGUGUUUGCUUUGAUCCACACAGACCAAAGGCUCAAGACCUAGAAGGCUCCUCUCACUGUCCUUGCCUUCCCAGGGCUGGAUGAGUAAGUGGACCAAUGUGUUUGGUUGGGCUGAGAGGGAGCCACAGGCAAGGAAGAGCCCUGGAUUCAGAACCUGCUCCCCUACUUCAUCCUUACCUGCAACCCACCAGGCCCCCAGAGCCAGACUUUGGCUGUGGAGCAGUGCUGGGCAGGCAGGGAAGAUGGGAAAGGUCCUGGCCUGUUCUGCUCUUUGUUUAUGGGCUGUGUUUGAGUGGCUGCUCAUGGAGGAGGGGACAGGCUGCUGGCCUGGGCAUGCUGGCCUGUGUUAAAAGUGAUGGCAGAGGUGCCCAGCACACGGGAGUGAUGCUGUUUCAUGUGCAUUGAUUUCAACCCAAACCAAUAAAUGUCUGUUGGAAGCUUGGUUUGUAGGUAUUUCCCCACCUGGGAGACCUUUUUUAGGGAGAUGGCUCAGGCUGUGUCACAGCAGGGUGAAACAGAAACCACAUCCUAAAAAGUCAGGCUGGACUUUGGACUUCCCUGGCAUUGCAGGAGAACAGAGCAGCUCCUGAACCCAACCCUUCCAUUUCUGGCCCUUAACAUUUCACUGUUUUUCAGGCUGCAAAAACCUUCGGAAAGGCAAGAAACUGCCUCCCUGGGUUAAUAUCCCUUACUGCUCAGGGUCCUGAGGAGUUAUCAGUAUCCUUCAGGAUACAUUUGUUCACUGGUAACAGCCUUCUGUCCUCACCAAGCCACAAUGGCACCGUUUACAGGCACCAGAUGCCUUCCCUGUGUGGCACCUGGCACUUGGCAGGAGGUCUGGGUGCACCACACCCUCCCUUGAAUCCCAGCUUUCCCCAUCCUGUAUCCCACCAUCCCAGUUCUCCGCAGGAGGAGGAGCUGGACCGGCAGGGCCUGCAGGCUGCAGGGUCUCGUGGUCUUUGGUGUUUCCUGGCCUUGGGAGGGGUGACUGAAGAACAAGUGAGAAGCACCUCAUGGUGGACAUGCAGGAGAGCACAGGGAGGUGGGAGAUGGGCUGAGUAGGAGCAGAGAGGCUGGACAGAGUCUGGGCUGUGCUGGGUCUCAUCAGCUGUGUAGGACCUGAGAAGCUUCCAGUCACUCAUGGGUGUGACCUGCUUCUGUGCCAGGAACUGAGAAAGGGCACAGGGAAGCUCUUGGCAUCCUCUCUUGGAUGAGGUGGCUGAAAACUGGAUGGGCACAAACAGGGCUCUAAUUUGGGUUUAAUGACCCCCAGGGUUGCUCAGCCUGGCAGGUGCUAAUCCUGGGGUUAACAGGCCAGCAGUGUCUCCCGAGGUCACCCCUGGAGCUGUGAGGUCCGUGCUGGCACUGGGCUGUCCUCCUGGCACAGUGCCUGGGAGGGGGGUAGCAGCUCUCCAGGUGAGAGCAUCCCAAGGCAUCUGCAGCUGACAGCGCCUUUCUGUGCAGUCAUGCUCUGUGCCAGAGCGUGUUCCUGUCACUCAGACUGCACAGGGGCCUCUCUGCAUCUGGUGGCUCUGGGAAAUGCCAUCACUGGUGCCAGGGCAGAGCUGCCCUGCAGAGCAGAGUGCUGGCACUGCUCACCCAUUCCCACACCGGUGGAAUAGCCAGCUAUUCCAGAGCAAAUGUUGGCAGAGUCCAGACUAAACCAAUAACAACAUCUCAGUGUGUUGGGGAUUUUCCAUCAAAAAGAGGCAAAACACUGCAGAUUUAGCCAAUACUUUACUCAUCUCCUCUCUGUGCCAAGAGAAAGAAAAAAACCCACCCAAACCCCGAAACCACCACACAAACAAAUCCAACCCCUGCAAUUCCCCAAGCAGAUGGCAGGCUGUUAAACACAAACAGCUUAUUUAUCAUCCUCAGAACUGAAACCCUGAUACCUGAUCAGGUAAUUUUAGUCUUUGCCUCCACAUCCCACGGCACCAUGAGUCACACUGGUUUGGCUUUGCCCAGGACAGGGACAGAGCUGGAAGGAACUGCACUGUAGUGAUGCCCAGCACACUGUGCUUGGGCACUGGGUCCUGCCACCUCCUGUGCUGGGCCUGAGGGCCCUGAGCCAGCAGGAUGGAUCCAGCAGGCAGGAGAAGGAUGGCCCAGGAAAGCCUGGCAACCCUGAGAGUCCCCUCUGUGGAGCAGGACCAGCACAGCUCCAGCUCGGCAUCUUCUGGCAUCUCACAAGUGGUGAGGGCAGAGCUUGUCUUUCUUCUGGUCUGGGGAUGCCUUGGCUGCUUUGCCUUAGCUGAGAGAGGGUUUCCCCCAUGUCCAGCUCCCCAGAGAAAAGAUCCUUGACAAAUUGGUGCCAACAGCAGCCCUGCCACCCAUCAUCUGCGCUCAGCGGUGCCA
Myiozetetes cayanensis is the source of this 5340-nucleotide messenger RNA. RefSeq names its product bMERB domain-containing protein 1-like. The coding region runs from base 41 to 613 and encodes 190 amino acids. NCBI's taxonomy places the organism in Eukaryota, Metazoa, Chordata, Aves, Passeriformes, Tyrannidae. The transcript has 7 exons. The record is from RefSeq and is a predicted model, not a curated record.